Messenger RNA from Verticillium dahliae VdLs.17, 362 nucleotides. RefSeq lists its product as uncharacterized. Bases 1 to 111 code for a protein of 36 amino acids. The transcript has a single exon. NCBI's taxonomy places the organism in Eukaryota, Fungi, Ascomycota, Sordariomycetes, Glomerellales, Plectosphaerellaceae. The record is from RefSeq and is a predicted model, not a curated record.
AUGAAGCUGCGCAGGCGGAAGAGCGGCGACGUCAGGAAGAUUGAGAUUGGCGACGACAGCAGCGAGGAAGACGAGGACAACGAGUACACGGAGGCGAGGAAGAAGACGUAGAUGUACUGUGUCUAGGGUACCACCUAGAUGUGGAUUCUGUAAACCGUUGGGGGACGGCCAACGAGGCAGAAGGUUAGUGGGGGGCCGCGGUAUGUGGGGGAGAAUUGGAGAAUCAAGCGCAGACGAGGUGUCGUGUGAGAUGAGACGAGACGAUUCCCAUUGUGUGUGGCGGGCGAGUCUAGGCGUUCGGCACGUCGAGUCGGCAGAGGGGUGAACUGCAUAAAGCAGUUAAUUAAUGACAAGUUCCAUCC